AUGAGGCUGGGGCAGGACGGGGACAGACGAGAGGGGGACAAGCAGGGUAGGGACAGAGGGGCAGACUGGAAUGGGGACAGGGACAAGCAGAGCGGGGAGCAGCCCCACACCGCCCUCCCAGCCAGCGUGGCGGAUCCGGGGCCCCCCACCCCUUUUCCCCCCAAAGGCGGGGCCUCUCCGCCCCUUUUCCCCCGCUUCUCCCGGCGGCGGCGGCGGCCGGAUGCGGGCGCUGGGGCUCGGGGCGCGGCUGGCACCGGGGGUGCGGGGGGCGCUGCUGGGGCUGUGGGGUUGCUGCUGGGAGUAGGGGCGCUGGAGGUACUGGGGAGACUGGGAGCGGUGCUGGGACUGGAGGGACUCGGAGCGCUCGGGUUCGGCGUGCUCUGGGGCACGGGAGGUGCCGGGCGUUCUGGAGCCCUGGGGGCGCUGGGGGCACUGGGGGCGCUGGGGGUGCUGGGGGCGCUGCUGGCGCUGCUGCCGCCCCCCGCCCCGGCCGAGACCUUCUCCGCGAUGCUGAGCGUGCGGGCAGCGCUGGGCGCCGAGCGCCGCCUGCUCCGCCGGCUCCGCUCCUACCUGCGCGACGAGAGCUCCCGCCUGCGCCUCCUCCGCAGGUUCUAUGAGAAGGUCCAGGCACUGCACCAGGACCCCGAGGCCUCGGUGGACAACCCCUUGCUGGCCUUCAGCCUCAUCAAGCGCCUCCACUCGGACUGGCCCAACGUCAUCUACAACGACGAGGCCACCAGGAACACCCAGGAGCUCCAUGCUGGGCUCAGGGAGAUGGAGCAGGAGCUGCCUGGAGCCGAGGACCUGGAGGGGGCGGCCCGGGCGCUGAUGCGGCUGCAGGACGUGUACGCCCUGAGCGUCAAGGGCCUGGCCAGCGGCGUGUUCCAGAGAGCCGGGCAGCCGCCCCUCUACAGCCCCGGCCGGCGCGCCCCCCUCUCUGCCGACGACUGCUUCCACGUGGGAAAGGUGGCCUAUGACACAGGUGACUAUUACCACUCCAUUAUGUGGCUGGAGGAGGCUGUCAGACUCUUCCGCCUCUCCUACGGCAGCUGGAACCUGGAGGACCGGAGCAGCCUGGAGGAUGCUCUGGACCAUCUGGCCUUCUCCUACUUCAUGGCUGGAAACAUCUCUCACGCCUUGAGCCUCUCCAGGGAGUUUCUCCGCUACGAUCCCAGAAACCAAAGGGUGUCCAGGAAUGUGGCCAAGUACAAGAAGCUGCUGGAGACGGGGACAGGGACAGGCACCAGGCCCCUGCAGCGCCCCAACAGCACCCUCCUGCAGAGCCGUGAUGCCUACGAGGAGCUGUGCCAGCGCCCCAGGGCACAGGCAGCCCCAGAGCAGCUCCUGCACCUCGGCUGCUCCUACGAGACCAACGGCAGCCCCUUCCUGCUCCUGCAGCCCGCCAAGAAGGAGAUGGUCCGGACCCAGCCCCACGUGGCUCUGUACCACGAUUUCAUCACCGACGCUGAGGCUGAGACUAUCAAGGGGUUGGCAGGGCCCUGGCUGCAGAGAUCCGUGGUGGCCUCUGGGGAGAAGCAGCAGAAAGCAGAGUACCGGAUAAGCAAGAGCGCGUGGCUGAAGGACACGGCCGACCCCGUGGUGCAGGCCCUGGAGCGGCGCAUGGCCGCCCUCACGGGCCUGGACCUGCGGCCGCCCUACGCCGAGCACCUGCAGGUGGUCAACUACGGCCUGGGAGGCCACUACGAGCCACACUUCGACCAUGCCACGUCCAUGAAGAGCCCCCUGUACAGAAUGAAGUCGGGCAACAGGAUCGCCACAAUCAUGAUCUACCUGAGUGCAGUGGAGGCUGGAGGCUCCACUGCUUUCAUCUAUGCCAACUUCAGCGUGCCCGUGGUCAAGAAUGCAGCCCUUUUCUGGUGGAACCUGCGCAGGAACGGGAAUGGUGACGGGGACACCCUCCACGCCGGCUGCCCCGUCCUGGCCGGGGACAAGUGGGUGGCCAAUAAGUGGAUCCAUGAGCAUGGGCAGGAGUUCCGGCGGCCGUGCAGCGCUGACCCUCAGGACUGAGCCGCCCUGGGACCACAGAUGUGACAUCUGAUGUGACAUCCGCAGGUGGCAAAGCCACCCCAGCACACCAUCUCAGCAUCUCCCCAAGGGCAGAGCAAGGGAGAGAAGGGGGCAGCAGCGGAGCAGGGCACAAUCAGGAGGGGCUUUUGCUCAACCACAGCCAAACUGGGUGGAAAUAAAGUCUUUUAUAAACCGGA
This is a messenger RNA of Melospiza georgiana, 2225 nucleotides long. RefSeq names its product prolyl 4-hydroxylase subunit alpha 3 (gene P4HA3). Bases 1 to 2028 code for a protein of 675 amino acids. Gene Ontology annotation, cellular component: endoplasmic reticulum. Gene Ontology annotation, biological process: peptidyl-proline hydroxylation to 4-hydroxy-L-proline. Gene Ontology annotation, molecular function: protein binding; procollagen-proline 4-dioxygenase activity; iron ion binding. The record is from RefSeq and is a predicted model, not a curated record. Lineage: Eukaryota; Metazoa; Chordata; Aves; Passeriformes; Passerellidae. The transcript is spliced from 13 exons.